CUCUCUGUCUGUCCGUCCCAGUGUUGCCAUUCCGACGCACAGCCCCCGACGGAGGCGCAACAGCUAAGCGGAGUUGCCCAAGUGGACUUCCUUUAGAACCUCCGGUCCAGUCCCCACGUCUUCGAAUGCGGGUUCCUCCCACCUCCCAACCUAAUUCGGUGCGCGUGGGGUGGGAGGACAGCAACCCCGGAGUGAGAUAAAGAGAGAAAGACAGAGAUGCGCCCGUGGUCAGAUGCUGGUGAAGUCAAAUCACGGGAAUGAGACGGCGCCCAGUCACUGGAAUAACGGGACGUGAGUGAAUAACGCGGGGGUUUAAAAAAAAAAAAAAAAAGCAACAGUAACAACAAAAGACACUUGAAUGAUGCUGGAAUGGUGCGGCAGGAGCCCUCCGUGAUAUGAGUGAGGAACACAAAGCCCCGCAGCGGUGAUCACUGUUUGAGCCCACCAUCCAUCCUUCCUUCCAUCCAGCCAGCCAGCAGCCAUCCUGAGGGUCUCUAUUCAUGUUACAAAAGCCUGGCUCCUGACAAUGGAUUACUUGCUGUGGGUGUGCAGCCUCCUCGUGCCAAUGGUGUUGGCUGUUGAAGAAACGCUUAUGGACAGUCGGUGGGCGACAACGGAGCUGGCCUGGACUACAUUCCCAGAAAGUGGGUGGGAAGAAGUGAGUGGCUAUGAUGACUCCAUGAGCCCCAUCAGAACCUACCAGGUGUGUAAUGUCCGACAGCCCAACCAGAACAAUUGGCUCAGGACGGACUAUAUCCCCCGCAGGGGUGUACUUCGUGUCUACGUGGAGCUCAAAUUCUCCGUGCGCGACUGUGCCAGCAUCCCAAACAUCCCCGGCUCCUGCAAAGAGACGUUUAAUCUGUUUUACUACGAGUCGGACGGGGACACGGCCACGGACACCACCCCCCUGUGGAGGGAGAACCCUUAUGUGAAAGUGGAUACGAUCGCCCCCGAUGAGAGUUUCUCUCUCCUGGAAGCUGGCAGGAUCAACACUAAAGUACGCAGCUUUGGCCCCCUGUCCAAGUCGGGCUUCUUCUUGGCCUUCCAGGACCUCGGAGCCUGCAUGUCACUGAUCUCGGUUCGGGUGUUCUUCAAAAAGUGCUCCACCACCAUUGCAAAUUUUGCCGUCUUCCCUGAGACUGCCACGGGGGCGGAAGCGACUUCCUUGGUCAUUGCGCCGGGGGCCUGUGUGACAAACGCAAUGGAGAUGUCCGUCCCGCUGAAGCUCUACUGCAACGGUGACGGAGAGUGGAUGGUUCCGGUGGGCGCGUGCACCUGCGUCGCUGGCUAUGAACCCUCCGCCGAUCGCGCCCAAUGCCAAGCUUGCAUCCCUGGGACUUUCAAAUCCAAAUUCGGUGAUGGUUCCUGUGUCGCGUGUCCGUCCAACAGUCGCACGGGUGCCCGAGGAGCCAGUGUUUGUCCCUGCCAAAGUGGGUUCUACCGCGCUGAUAGCGACCCACCUGACACCGCCUGCACGACUAUCCCAUCGGCUCCCCGCAAUGUAAUUUCCAGUGUGAAUGAGACCUCGCUGUCCCUGGAAUGGGAGGAACCCGAAGACAGCGGUGGCAGGAAUGACCUGGUGUAUAACGUGGUGUGUAAGAAAUGCCUGCGGGACCGCAGCCCGUGCACGCGCUGCGACGACAACGUGGACAUCUCCCCUCGAAGGCUGGGGCUGCGGCAGAGGAAGGUCGUGGUGAGGAAUCUGCAGGCUCACACCCGUUACAGCUUUGAGGUGCAAGCGGUCAACGGUGUCUCCGGGAAGAACCCCACCUCUCCGCGUUACUCCACAGUCAACAUCACCACCAACCAGGCCGCACCGUCCGCAGUCCCAACAGUCCAUCUGAUGCGUUCCACGGCAGACACUCUGAGUCUAUCAUGGUUGCCUCCGGAGAAACCUAACGGGGUCAUUCUGGACUACGAGAUUAAAUACCACGAAAGGGGCCAGGCUAUGUCACACACGGUCACGUCCCAGCACAGCUCAGCCAAGGUGGAGGGGCUGAGGGCCGCCACGCCCUACGUUGUGCAGGUCCGAGCUCGCACUGUCGCAGGAUACGGUCGCUACAGCAACCCCAUGGACAUCAGCACCAGCCUGCACAGUGAUCCUCAGAAGUCUGUGCAGGAUCAGUUGCCUCUCAUCAUCGGUUCCGCCUCCGCAGGGUUGGUGGUCAUUGUUGCCAUGGUGGUAAUUGCUGUUGUCUGCCUCAAGAAGCAGCGCAGUGGAUCGGAGCUGGAGUACACAGAGAAACUGCAGCAGUACAUUUCUCCAGGUGUGAAAGUGUACAUUGACCCUUUCACCUACGAGGACCCCAAUGACGCCAUCCACGAGUUUGCGAAGGAAAUCGACAUUUCCUGCAUAAAGAUUGAAGAAGUCAUCGGUGCAGGCGAGUUCGGCGAGGUGUGUCGUGGUCGGCUUAAGCAGGCCGGCCGCAGGGAGAUGGUGGUGGCCAUCAAGACCCUGAAAGCGGGCUACACGGAGCGCCAGAGGCGGGACUUCCUAGCCGAGGCGUCCAUCAUGGGCCAAUUCGACCAUCCCAACGUCAUCCGGCUGGAGGGCGUGCUGACACGGAGCUGCCCCGUCCUCAUCAUCACAGAAUUCAUGGAGAAUGGCGCGCUUGAUUCCUUCCUGCGGCUGAACGAUGGCCGCUUCACAGUGACUCAGCUGGUGGGGAUGCUGCGGGGCAUCGCCGCAGGAAUGAAGUACCUGUCGGACAUGAACUAUGUCCACAGAGACCUCGCUGCCCGCAAUAUCCUGGUCAACAGCAAUUUGGUGUGCAAGGUCUCAGACUUUGGUCUGUCACGCUUUCUGGAUGACACUUCAUCUGACCCCACUUACACAAGCUCACUGGGAGGGAAAAUUCCCAUCCGGUGGACGGCGCCAGAGGCCAUCGCCUUCAGGAAGUUCACCUCUGCGAGCGACGUGUGGAGUUAUGGCAUCGUUAUGUGGGAGGUGGUGUCGUAUGGAGAAAGACCCUACUGGGACAUGAGCAAUCAGGACGUGAUGACCGCGGUAGAGCAGGACUACCGGCUUCCCCCGCCCAUGGACUGCCCCAUGGUGCUGCACCAGCUCAUGUUGGAAUGCUGGAUGAAAGAGCGCAACCUGAGGCCCAAGUUCUCUCGCAUCGUCAACACGUUGGACAAACUGCUGCGCAACGCCGGCAGCCUCAAGGUGGUGACGAGCACGUACUCGGGGGACCUGCUGAGGCUGGGAGGAACGCUGCCGGGACACAACAGGAAAAGUCCGGACAGCAGCGAGGAAAUUGUGCGGCAGCAAAUGAGCCAAACUCUCCCCAUCAGAGUGUGAGCUCCCGCCAAAGCAACCUCGUGGAGACGGAACGCUCAAAAGAAACUACCUAGAAAACUCUUGAGGCGAAGAGCCCGAUGUAAAAUUACCAGAGGGAAGCUCCCACUGCACAGGAAGGACCACUCGGAUUACUUUGUGCGAGCGCUCGGAGACUUUGUGUUAAAAGAGAACGUUCCAUUGCGGUCUGUAUGUAUGUGUGUGUGUGUGUGUGUGCGUGUGUUCUUCAUUGGUGGUUUUGUGACUGUUGACAUCAAGCCAAACUUCUUCUGGGCCCUCUCAGGUUGUGUUUGCAUGUUUGCAUGUGUUUUCUGCUGGUUGGGAGCCAGUUGGGCUUCUCUUCGAGAAACUUAGGAUGAGGGUCUGGAAGGAUCCGACAGUGCCAAGAUUCAAAGACAGCUGUUGUAGGUGUCUUUUUAGUUUUGUUCUUUCCAGUAUCAAUUGGGAAUCGUAAAACAAAAAAACAAACAAAAAAAAAGACAUGGAAAAAGUAACUCAUUAUUUUGUUGCAAAGACUGAGCAGUAUAUCGAGCUAAAUUGUGGCAACAUAGCGUGAAACUGUUUAUCACCAGGAAAGUUUUCCUGAUUUUUUUUUGUGGUGGUGGGGGCGAGGCUAUAUAAAAACUUGAGCGCCUUUAUUUGCGUCAGUGGUUGUUCAUUGUAACUGCAAGUGACUCACAUCCAUUCCGACCAGUUAGCACAUGAAUUUAGCUCGCUAGGUAUGCCGCCAUCUCAAAAAUGCAUCUUCCCGGGAUGUCACCCUUUUCAGAACAGCUCAGUGUUGUCAUUUAAAUUCCCGAAUUUCAAAUGAAGUCAAAUGAAGCCCGAGAGCCCGUAAGCUUGCCGGCUAGCUCGUGGCGAGCUACUGUCAUUGCGUUUUGGAUUUACUCAAAUUUGGCAGAGUUUGUUAAAAAAAACUCUCUUCACUGUGGUGUGUCUAACAUGGAAGAUAUUUAUUUUCACUUUACAGGAACUUGGAAUUGGUCCGGUUUAUGUGACCCGUAUGUUUGAUGAAUUUACUUAGCUUGUUAGUCGCCACAGUCAGUCCAGACCACCAGCUAGCAGCUUCACUUAUCGGAGGACAGGACAGGACAGGACUGGAGUCCCAAAAGAUAGAGGUACCUAAGCAGCCUUCUCUUCUGUGCCUUCAUGCGCUCCCGGAAGGAUUCUUUCACGAUCCUCCACAGCUUUCGUCGACGUAACAGUCCCCUUGAGGACCCAUGAGCUUGAGAAAUCGGAAAUGCAUUUGACCGACUGUGGUUGCUAACCUGCUAGCGUAUCUUUUGAGGAAUCCCAAUUGCCAAAUUUACGGGUCCCGUAAACACAACCAAAUACUCAAAUCAAACUCUGUCUUCUGGCAUGUUUUUUUUUUUUUAA
Molecule: messenger RNA, 4675 nt
Organism: Hippocampus comes (tiger tail seahorse)
Lineage: Eukaryota; Metazoa; Chordata; Actinopteri; Syngnathiformes; Syngnathidae
Gene: ephb3a
Product: eph receptor B3a
Exons: 15
Coding region: 527-3301 (924 amino acids)
Biological process (GO): axon guidance; ephrin receptor signaling pathway; protein phosphorylation
Cellular component (GO): plasma membrane; dendrite
Molecular function (GO): protein binding; transmembrane-ephrin receptor activity; ATP binding
Source: RefSeq, a predicted model, not a curated record